AUCUGUCAACCUGGUUGGACAGACUCUUGGUUUUCUGCUGGUGUUCCCGACUGCGGUGGCCCUGUCGGUUCCGACUGCAACAGCUUUGGUCACGACUGUGAUGGCGAUUAUGGCUGUGAUGGUGGUGGUGAUGAUGAUGACCAUGGUGAUGGCUUUUCUGCCGUAUCGGUUGACUACGCUUCCACAGUACCAUCACUCGCUCCUCCUCCUCCCCCAUCUCCGCUUCCACUCUUUCACUUCCCUCUCCCUCCUCACUCUCCUGUGCCUCCGCAGAUGUCUUGAACCAGUCGGCAAAGCGGCCAGCAGACUUAGGCAAGCUUAA
Messenger RNA from Dibothriocephalus latus, 322 nucleotides. The record is from the annotation of a GenBank genome assembly. Lineage: Eukaryota; Metazoa; Platyhelminthes; Cestoda; Diphyllobothriidea; Diphyllobothriidae.